Ctenopharyngodon idella (grass carp) is the source of this 5125-nucleotide messenger RNA. RefSeq names its product tripartite motif containing 2b (gene trim2b). Gene Ontology annotation, molecular function: translation repressor activity; zinc ion binding; ubiquitin protein ligase activity. The record is from RefSeq and is a predicted model, not a curated record. Bases 330 to 2432 code for a protein of 700 amino acids. The transcript has 13 exons. Gene Ontology annotation, biological process: negative regulation of translation; proteasome-mediated ubiquitin-dependent protein catabolic process; protein polyubiquitination. NCBI's taxonomy places the organism in Eukaryota, Metazoa, Chordata, Actinopteri, Cypriniformes, Xenocyprididae.
GCUGUAGUGCAGAGAGAGAGGGGGAGAGAACAGAAACGAAAAGAGACUGUGCAAAACAGCCCCCCCCACCCCUCCUCUCCGGGAAAUGGGUCUCAGGGUGAUGAGUAAGGCAAGAAGCUCAUGUAUCGUUGGUGCAUCUGAAGCUACACAGCUAUGGAGGAAAGGGUCCAGUAUCAAAUGAGGGGAGACUGUGAUUGGCCCCUGCAACCUGUGGUGUAUUUGUGUCUACAGUGGAUCAAAUACACUUUCUUACCUUAAUAAUCUUCAGUUAUAUAUAAGAACACACUCGCAUGCACAACGCCUCAGCCUCAUCUCUCUAAGGCUUCACUAUGGAAGCCUGUUUCCAUCCCAGACUAAAAAAUAGAAAAGGUUUGUGCUUUCUGCAUCCUUGUAUUGUGGGUGCAGUUACACCUUCCAACCGCAUGGAGGCGCAGCAGGCUUCUCCUGAUAGCAGCAGUGAGGAAUGUACUGUACUAGAGGCUCUGCCUGGCAAGGGAACAGCACUAAUUUGCUCUCAACACAAAGGAAAAGUGUCUGCACUGUACUGUUUGGCAUGUGAGAAUGCAGUAUGUGAGGACUGUAUGAAUGAAGAACAUGUUGAACACCCCACUGAUUCACUGGAAAAUAUUGUGGACCAACAACUAGCGGCACUGCAGGACAGAGUGGAUUCAGCUAAGAACAGGCUUCCUCAGAUAAGAGAAGCAGUUCAGAGUUUGAGAGACAUUCUGCAGCAGUUGAACACUCAGCGGAGCUCCAUAGAGGAAGACAUCCACUCCUCCUUCAGCGAGCUGCACAAAACUCUCGAUACGCGCAAGAGCGUCCUGCUCAUGGAGCUGGAAGUCACUUAUGGACUAAAGCAGAAGGUUUUGCAGGCUCAGUUGGACACUCUUCUGAAGGAGGAAGCUGCCAUCAACUAUAAUUGCAGCCUGACCGGCGAGGCCCUGGACGGGGGAAACAAGGCUGUGGUUUUGCAGACCCAUAAAGACGUAGGAGAGAGACUGAGUGACCUGGCCAGCCAGGGCCUUCCUCUUCAGCCUGAGGAGAACGACCAGCUGGAUCUCAUGAUGGAGAUCGAAGGGCUUCGCAAGUCCAUCCACAACUUGGGCACUAUCGUCACCACCAAUGCCGUGGCCAGUCAGACCGAGGCGUCUGGGGAAGGUCUGGAACAGUGUGUUGUGGGCCAGCCGGCAUCUGUCAUCAUAACCACAAGGGACAAGGCUGGAGGACUGUGCAAGACGGGUAACGCCAUCAUCUCAGCAGAAGUCUGCACGCCGGAUGGAAGUGUUGCAGAUGGCGAAAUUGUGGACCAUAAAAAUGGAACAUAUGAAUUCCAAUAUACGGUGAAGAAAGAGGGCAAUUUUAGUCUAGCACUGAGACUUUAUGAUCAGCAUAUUAAAGGAAGCCCCUUCCAGUUAAAGGUCGCAUGCUCUCCGGAUGAUUCUCCAACCACCACCACUGCAGCCAAUGCUGCAUCCACGGGGUCCAGCGAUGGUGGGGCGCGGAAACGGAGCGCCAAGUCCCCAGGGAGCAGAAGCCGGCAGAAGGGUGUCAGACGGGGAGGAAGCUUGUUCAGCACCCCAAAAAAGAAAGUGAACCCGAUCGAGGACGACCUCAUUUUUAGAAUAGGAACAAAAGGGAGGAAUAAAGGAGAGUUCACUAACCUCCAAGGAGUAGCAGCUUGUUCAACAGGAAAAAUCUUAAUUGCUGACAGUAACAAUCAGUGUGUGCAGAUAUUUUCAAAUACGGGAGAGUUUCAAAGCCGGUUCGGGGUACGUGGCCGGUCACCGGGGCAACUGCAGCGGCCCACUGGAGUAGCUGUGCAUCCAAAUGGGGACAUCAUUAUCGCUGACUAUGACAAUAAGUGGGUUAGCAUCUUCUCUAGUGAGGGCAAAUACAAGGCCAAGCUGGGCUCAGGAAGGCUGAUGGGACCAAAGGGAGUGUCUGUGGACCAGAAUGGUCAUGUUAUCGUUGUGGACAACAAGGCUUGUACGGUUUUCAUCUUCCAGCCCAGCGGGAAACUCGUCACUAAGUUUGGCAGUCGGGGAAACGGCGACAGACAGUUUGCAGGCCCACACUUUGCAGCAGUCAACAACAACAAUGAAAUAAUCAUCACAGACUUUCAUAACCACUCUGUUAAGGUGUUUAAUGCAGAUGGUGAAUUCUUGCUCAAAUUUGGCUCAAACGGUGAAGGCAACGGCCAGUUCAAUGCUCCCACAGGCGUUGCUGUGGAUGUCAAUGGGAACAUUAUUGUGGCAGACUGGGGAAACAGUCGGAUACAGGUGUUUGACGGAAGUGGAUCGUUCCUGUCCUACAUCAACACCGCUGCCGACCCUCUCUACGGGCCGCAGGGUCUCGCUUUGACCUCGGAUGGCCAUGUUGUGGUGGCUGAUUCUGGGAACCACUGCUUCAAAGUGUACCGCUACCUGCAAUGACUUCAGAGGGACUGGAAAAAGAAUCAAAGUCAAACUGUAUGUGUCCAAAUCUUGCACUUAAUGUGAUGAAAUGGUAUUCUCCCUCCUUGGUUUUCACAUCUUUUAGUGUUUGUUAUUAUUGUCGGAUUACCCUCACAGAAGACUAAAGCUUGUUAACACUAUUUAUGGGAUGCCUUGAAAUGCCUUUGCCAAACCUCCACACACUACACUGUGGAAAUACUGAGACAUCAGAAUGCAUUGGUGAGUGUACUACCUAAGCUGAAAACUCUGCUCUUAUGUGCUGCAUGUGGGAACCAUGCAUGCGCCGCCACCUUUUGGACACAUCCGAGUCCCAUCUGACUUCUAGGAUGCUAUUAGAACACUAUCUCAACACUUUUAUGAACCUUUUGAUGAGGAAACGUUUAAGAGAUACUCAUAACUCAUGCAGCCAAGAGAGCAGACAGCGAUAUCUCACUGACUUCAAGCUUUAGCAUUCCCUCUUUGACCAUUUGGCUCCAUUGUUAAUGCAUCUUACAGUUGACUAAUACACUACCAGUCAAAAGUUUGGAAUAAUUACAAAGUCUCUUAUGCUCACAAAGGCUGCAUUUAUUUGCUCAAAAAUACUGUAAAAAUAUUUUGGAAUAUUAUUACAAUUUAAAAUAACUGUUUUGUAUUUGAAUAUGUUGUAAAAUGUAAUUUAUUCCUGUGAUGCAAAGCUGAAUUUUCAACAUCAUUCCUCCAGUCUUCAGAAAUCAUUCUAAUAUGCUGAUUUUGAACUUAAGAAACAUUUCUUAUUAUAAUCAGUGUUAAUUGCGACUUUUUUUCUCAGAAUUGUGAUAUAAAGUCGCAAUUGCGAGUUAUAAAAUCAGAAUUGUAAGAUAUAAACUCACAAUUGCAUUAUAAAGUCCAAUUCUGAGGAAAAAAAAAGAUUUUUUUUUCUCACAAUUCUGACUUUAUAACUCACAAUUGCAACUUUAUAUCACACAAUUCUGAAAAAAAGUCAGAACUGCUAGUUUAUAUCUCGCAAUUCUGACUUUAUAACUCGCAAUUGAGUUUAUAUCUCACAAUUAUGACUUUAUAUCUAGCAAUUCUGACUUUAUAACUUGUAGUUGCAACUUUGUAUCACGCAAUUCUAAAAAAAAAAAUUGCUAGUUUAUAACUCACAAUUCUGACUUUAUAACUGGCGAUUCUGAGAAAAAAGUUAGAAUUACAUUUUUUUUAUUCAGUGGUGGAAACAAGCUUUCAUAAAAACAUUUUUUUUUUUACAGAAAUUACCACUUAACACUUAAUCAGCAAGGAUGCAUCAAAUGGUUCAAGUGAUAGUAAAGACAUUUAAUGUUGCAAAAAUUUAUAUUUCAAAUACAUGCUGUUUACUGAAUUUUCUAUUUGUCAAAGAAUCCAGAACAAAUAAAGUUUUCAACAUUGAUAAUAAUAAAAACCAUUAUUAGAUGAUAAUUAAGCAGCAAAUCAGUAUAUUAGAAUGAUUUCUGAAGGAUCAUGUGACACUGAAGACUGGAGUAAUGGUAAUGAAAAUUCAGCUUUGCAUCACAUGAAUAAAUUACAUUUUAAAACAAAUUAAAACAGAAAACAGUUCUUUUAAAUUGUAAUAAUAUAUCAUAUUACUUUUUACUGUAUAUUUGAUCAAAUAUAUGCAGCCUUGGUGAGCAUAAGACACUUAUUAAAAACAUAAAAAAAAGAAAAAAGAUUAUUCCAAACUUUUGACCGGUAGUGUAGGCCCGAUUAUAGCUUCACAAACGCUGGUCAUAUUCCAUCCGUGUCUAUUUAAUUCAUUGAUCAGUGCAACUGCAAUAAGCCAACUUACAGUGUGGAAUUGAAACAUCACCAAUAGCAUUUGAAGCAUUUGUCCUGUGUAAUGACAUACUGUGUGGACGUGUGUAAGAGACUAACAGUAGAUUACACAACGCACUGUUGCCUUGCAUACCUAUAGAAUAAAACUAGCAGCGUACGGCUCUUUAUUUAGAACAUAUUAGGACUCUCUAUUUUCCUUACGAAUACUAUUAAAAACUGGAAAUAUCUAUAUAUUUGUGUAUUUAUCGUAAAUAAUGUUUCAGAGAAAAGAAGUUUGGGUUUCAAAUGCAAACGUAGUUAAAAGCCAAACAUUUCCAUUGAUUUUGAUUUGUCCAUUAUUCUCUGGUGUAUCCCAGGAUUCUUAGAGGCAUGAUUCAUAAGUAGUAGUAGUGAUGUCAUACAAAUUUCUGCAGAACUCACUGGCAAUAGUCUUUCAUCAUCAAUACAACGCAAAGGUCAUUUUUAUGUUUUUGCUUUUAUAUUCAAAUUCCAGAAUGUGUUCGUUGUUGUUUUGAUUUGGUACAGUAAGUCUGUACUGUAAAUUAUGCAUAUGAUUUAAUGUGCUGAUUUGCUUUAUUUUCUGUAUAUAAGGAUUGUAUGUAAAGAAUGUUUUGUAUGUUCAUCAAAAAAGAAUUUUACUUGAAUGUUGUUUUAUGUCUGUACAAAAAAAAAAAAAAAAUCAGCCUUAACAUUUACAUCAUGCAACAUUUUACAUUGUUUUCACUUUACUGAUAAAAAGGGUUUCAGUAGUAUAUUUCAUUUCAUUUAGUUUAUUUUUUGAUGUGUGCCUGUUUACGACUUACAACGAUAAUCCUGCUUGGACUGUGUUGAUUUUUCUAAUAUUGCUAUCACGUCAUAUCAUUAUCAUGCUAAUGUACAGCGCAUUAAAAAGUGACUUUGGAAAA